This is a messenger RNA of Balaenoptera acutorostrata (minke whale), 1134 nucleotides long. RefSeq names its product putative protein FAM90A26. Bases 1 to 1134 code for a protein of 377 amino acids. The transcript has 4 exons. NCBI's taxonomy places the organism in Eukaryota, Metazoa, Chordata, Mammalia, Artiodactyla, Balaenopteridae. The record is from RefSeq and is a predicted model, not a curated record.
AUGGCCGGUCGUUACAGACAGCUGGGUCCCUGCAAACUCUCUCAAGCCCAGCAAGUGAGGAAGCAAAACCCGGGUGCAGGAAGACAGGUGGCUCCCCCGCCAAAGGACGAAGACCCCAGGGUGAAGUGUAGGGACUGCGGAGCCUUUGGACACAAAGCGAGUAGCCUCAGGUGCCCCAUGAAGCGCUGGCAUGGGGCCCUGGCCCCCCAGCCCUUGGGCUCCAAACUCGGCAAGGAGAACCUGGAACCACGGAAGCUGCAGGACCUGCAGACCCCCGGGACCCCUAACACGGCUGAGAGAGAGAAGAGUGAAAGGCAAAGGAAAGAAGAGCAGCAGAGGAAGCUGCUUCAGAGAUUUCCCAGGAAACCCCAAGGGUGGCGGCAGCGGUACUGGAAGGAGGGGACAGAGUCCUGCCACUACCUGAGGCAUCCAAACAUGCCCAUGCUCAUCCAGGCAUUCAAGAGGAAACCCCUCCAGGAUCCAGAUCUCCCAAGUAGGUCACCUGUCAGGAAAGAUGAAGGGAAAUCCACCCACCCUGCAGUGUCUCUCAUCAGCAGAAGUUUGGUCCAGGACUCCAAAAGCAGCAUCAAGGCCCCAGGCAAGAGAUCUGCCCAGAUCCCCACCCAGACAUGUCUGAACCCCCCAAAGAAACCUAGACUCAGCCCCAUCCAGACUCCCCAGAAGAGCACUCUGACAGCAGAUAUGGGGGCUUUCCAGAAUCUCCCUCCUCCACCCAGUACAACUGGACAUGGACCCAUAGUGACCCCCCAAGUCAGCAGGAAGACACCUGCCCAGGGGCAAAGCCUUGUCCUCCAACCUCCACUGGACAGAUCUCGCCCCAAUAGUGUCCAAGCCUGCGCCAGAGACCACCCUCCACCCACCAGCCACGUUCCCGGCCAGCCUCUCAGGAUGCUCUUCGUGAGAGUAGACGAAGGCUGGUGGAGCUGCAGGUACGUGGCGCCUCCCGCCUUGCCUGGUCCUGAGCAGUCAGCCCCUCCUGCUCAGAGCCCUCCCACUGGCAAGGAGCCUGAGGGGCACUGGGCCCCUGGCCCCCGGAGUGUCCUCUACGAUGACCUUCAGGUGUCUUCUUCCUCUGAAGACGGCGACUGGGAGGGACACGCCUAUGGCAACUAA